CUUCCUGGUAAGCAAAUGCCGAGGUUGGAAAGGCCCCGAACCUGACAGCCCACAGACUCCGGUCGAGUUCCGGUUUCCCUACUUACGGGUCGGGGGGCCCAACGAUGCGUUAGCCUCUCGGAGCCCACUUCUCCACCAGCUAAACCGAGGAUGAUCGAGUCUCACAAGUUUUUGGACAAUGACUCUCACCCAGCUUGUAGUUUUAAAAAGCAAACCACGCCGGGUGUUUGUUCACACGGCAACGCGCGGCUCCCAGUUCGGGUGCCGGGUUGGCGGGUACAGGCAAAGCCUCUGCCUCCCCCACGGGGCAAACGGGUUGGAAGGAGCUGGCACCACCUGUCUGCACACACCUGAGCCCGCGGAGGAAGCAGCGGCGACCAGAGCGCUGCCCACCCUUCGCCGCCCAGCGCGCGCCUCUCACCACGCCCGAGGCUGUCCCUUGGAGUCUUUCCUUUCCCUUUUCUUCGUCAGCUGGACGUAAUUACAAGAAACUUAGCAAUAGCCGGGGCUUUGCAAUUUCCUAGGCGCUUUCGAAUAUUUCAUUCCUCUAGUACUUCUACAGCUUGAAGGUUGGGCGAGGAACAGGGGCAGAGGUUAAACCAGGUCUGCUGGUCGAUAAGAGGUAAGGCAGGGUGCAGAAAUGGGCUACGACAACUCCCACUGCUUUUAUUCCCAGUCUGUGCCGCGGGGGCGGGACGAGGCAGGGAUAGGGGCGGCCGGGCGCUGCCCUGGGGCCGGCAGUGCGGCAGGAUUCCCGCGCGGGGAGGGGCGGCCCCGCCCUUGGCUCCGCCUCCGCCCGGUCCCCGCACACCUGCCCGCAGGUAGCCGGCGCCCGGCGCCGGUGCGAGGCUGUAAAGGGCCUGUUCGCUGGCGUCCGCUUCGGGCGCGGGGGAUUCCCUCGGCGAGCCGCGCCGGCGGGUGCCAUGAACCCGGGCCCCGGGGACGCGGCAGGAGGGGGGCCGCCCGCGCCCCGGCCCCGCCGCCGCCGCUCCCUGCGCCGCCUGUUCGGCCGCUUCCUGCUGGCGCUGGGCAGCCGCUCCCGCCCCGGGGACUCGCCGCCCCGGCCCCAGCCCCAGCCCCAGCCCGGACGCUGCGAUGGCGACGGUGAGGGGGGCUUUGCCUGCGCCCCAGGUCAGACUCCGGCGGUCCCCGGCAGCCCCCGGGAGGAGCGUCCGCCCGGCCCUCAGCCGCAGCUCCCCGCGGGCGACGGGGCGCGGCCGCCGGGCGCGCAGGGCUUGAAGAACCACGGCAACACCUGUUUCAUGAACGCUGUGGUGCAGUGUCUCAGCAACACCGACCUGCUGGCCGAGUUCCUGGCGCUGGGGCGCUACCGGGCGGCGCCGGGCCGCGCCGAGGUCACCGAGCAGCUGGCGGCGCUCGUGCGCGCGCUGUGGACACGCGAAUACACGCCCCAACUUUCCGCCGAGUUCAAGAAUGCGGUUUCCAAGUACGGCUCUCAGUUCCAAGGCAAUUCCCAACACGACGCCCUGGAAUUUCUGCUCUGGUUGCUGGAUCGUGUGCAUGAGGACUUGGAGGGCUCGUCCUGGGGCCCGGUUCCUGAGAAGCUUCCACCUGAAGCCAGUAAAACCUCUGAGAAUCACGUGUCACCAUCGACUCAGCUUUCUCUAGGUCAGAGCUUUGUGCAAAGCCACUUCCAAGCACAAUAUAGAUCUUCCUUGACUUGCCCUCACUGCCUGAAACAGAGCAACACCUUCGAUCCCUUCCUGUGUGUGUCCCUACCCAUCCCUCUGCGCCAGACGAGAUUCUUGAGCGUCACCUUGGUCUUUCCCUCUAAGGGCCAGCAGUUCCUGCGGGUUGGCCUGGCGGUACCGAUCCUCAGCACAGUGGCAGCCCUGAGGAAGAUGGUUGCGGAGGAAGGAGGCAUCCCCGCAGAUGAGGUGAUCUUGGUUGAACUGCACCCCAGCGGAUUUCAGCGGUCCUUCUUUGAUGAGGAGGACCUGAAUACCAUUGCAGAGGGAGAUAAUGUGUACGCCUUCCAGGGCCCUCCGUCACCUGCCCAGGGGAUGUUCUCAGCUGAUGCAUCCGCUCUGCCAGUUUCCCCACGCUUAGCAGCCUGUGAGGGCCAGCGAUUCCCCCUAUCUCUCCACACUGAGAACAAGGUGCUAAUCCUCUUCUGUAACUUGGUGGGGUCAGGGCAGCAGGCUAGCAGGUUUGGGCCACCUUUCCUGAUUAGGGAAGACAGAGCCAUUUCCUGGGCCCAGCUCCAGCAGUCUAUUCUCAGUAAGGUUCGCUAUCUCAUGAAGAGUGAGGCCUCUGUUCAGAGCCUGGGCUCUCUGUUCUCCAUCCGGGUUGUGGGGCUGUCUCUGGCCUGCAGCUACUUGUCUCCCAAGGACAGCCGGCCCCUCUGUCACUGGGUGGUUGACAGAGCUUUGCACUCUAGGAGGCCAGGAGGUCCACCCCAUGUAAAGCUGGCUGUGGAGUGGGAUAGCUCGGCCAAGGAGCGACUGUUUGGGAGCCUCCAGGAGGAGCGGGCCCGGGAUGCCGACAGCGUGUGGCAGCAGCAGCAGGCGCACCAGCAGCACAGCUGCACGCUGGACGAAUGCUUUCAGUUCUACACCAAGGAGGAGCAGCUGGCCCAGGACGAUGCCUGGAAGUGUCCCCAUUGCAAAGUCCUCCAGCAGGGGAUGGUGAAGCUGAGUUUGUGGACCCUGCCCGACAUCCUCAUCAUCCACCUCAAAAGGUUCUGCCAAGUGGGUGAGAGAAGAAACAAGCUCUCCACGCUGGUGAAGUUUCCCCUCUCUGGACUCAAUAUGUCUCCCCACGUGGCCCAGAGAAGCACCAGCCCCAACCCUGGGCCAAGCCCCUGGCCUCCCUGGAAGCAGCCGGCCUGCCUGCCCACUGCCUACCCGCUGGAUUUCCUGUACGACCUUUAUGCUGUCUGCAACCACCACGGCAGCCUGCAAGGUGGGCAUUACACAGCCUACUGCCGGAACUCUCUGGAUGGCCAGUGGUAUAGUUAUGACGACAGCACGGUGGAACCACUUCGAGAAGAUGAGGUCAGCACCAGAGGGGCCUACAUCCUUUUUUAUCAGAAGCGGAACAGCAUUCCUCCAUGGUCGGCCAGCAGUUCCAUGAGAGGCUCCACCAGCUCCUCCUUGUCUGACCACUGGCUCAUGAGGCUGGAGAACAACAGCAGCAGCCUGAGGGGAAGCCUAUUGUCCUGGAGCUCAGCGCCCAACCCUGCCCUGCCCCUGGUUUCCGAUGCUUCUGCUGUCACAAAUAACCUCUGUGAUCAGGGAGGGCUGGAGCCCAGGCGUUUGGUACGGGGCAUGCAAGGCAGAAGCUUCAGCAUGAAGGUGCCCACCCCUUCCCGAGCCAAGCAGGGGCCCUUCAAGACCAUGCCACUCCGGUGGUCCUUCGGACCCAGGGAGAAGCCUCCUGGUGCCUCUGUGGAAUUGGUGGAAUACCUGGAGUCCAGACGAAGACCUCGGUCCACAAGCCAGUGCAUUGUGCCGCUGCUGACAGGUGCUGCUGGGGAGGCGGAGAAGUCAGCCUCGCCGAGCUUGGGCAUCCCCUGUUCUGCUCAAGGUGAAGAUAGUGGCCAAGCCAGUGAAAGAGGACUGGCGACAGCACCUUGUCCCUCAGGCCACCCCAACUACUGUCUGGGCCCUGGAAGCUCAGACAGUCUAAACACAGCAAGAAAGCUAAAGGAAAAUGCAAGCCAGGACAUCAGGCUUCCCAGAAAGUUUGACCUGCCCCUUACUGUGAUGCCCUCAAUGGAGAACGAGAAAGCUGCUCGGCCCGAGGGUCAGAAGGCCACGAACUGGAAGGGAAGUGAGCAGGUGGCAAAGAAUGGCCCCCCUUCCCCCUCUGCAGGAUUGCCUGGAAACAGUAAGGUCAGCCCUCGAGGUGCUUUAGCCAGGAUGAGGGCUAACGUGGGGGAAAGGGACUCCGAGGUGGACAGACCCCCGCAGGGAACGCUCACCCUUCUGAGGUCUAUGUUUUGGAAGAAGGAGAGUAAGAGGAAUGACAGGACAGAGGUCUGCCUCUCGGCACCCCCAGUCUCCCUGGUGAGUGGCAGGCUGAGCCCUGCCAUGGACAUGCAGGCUCGAGGCUCAUCGCCUUCCCUGAGGAUCCGAGAGAGCCUGGCCAGGGGCCUGGGCAGCCAUCUCGAGAGGGACGUCCGGUCGGCCCCCAGCUCUCUGCACCUCCCUCGCAAAGCUGGCAGGCCCCCAAGAGGCAGUGCCCUUAGCACAUCACAGAGGAGUGUUCUGGGGGAGCAAACUUCUUAUGGCACCUUGCAGAGGGUCAAGUACCAUACUCUUUCCUUAGGCCGAAAGAAAACCUUACCAGAGUCCAGCUUUUGAUGGAGUGUUUUGGCAUUGUGUGAAGCUGGCAUUCUUGGGACUUUGUCCCUCAGCAGCUGUAGGCAGCCUGUUGAGAGUGGGUUUCUGGAAAGCCAAUUGUCUUGUGAUCCUCAGGGGUGGGGGGAAAUAUAUACAUAUAUAUAUUCUCCAUGUCUAGACUUCCAACACUUAAUGUCCAAAUAAUCCAGUGUCUAAAUACCUUCCUGUAUUGUUGGGUGCUUUGGCUCAGUCUGGCCACGAGAGGGUGGUGUUGGGUCAGUAUUACCAGUUUCAGGGCAAGAACUGAUACUAAAGAGAUUUGGAUGGCUGCAAACUGAAGCAUAGCUCUACAGGUGACCCCGCCUAGUCAGUAAAAUGUUCACUGCUGGCUGGGCACCUGUACUCAGUGGUGAGAGCGCCAGCCCUGUGCAUCAGCAGUUGUGGGUUUGAACCCAGCUCUGGGCCUGCUUAACAAAAAAAAGUUCACUGCACUGUCUAAUGUUAUCACUGGCUUCUCCUCUUUCUUUUUUUUUUUUAAAUAGUGGAUUUAAAGGAAAAUAUUUUCCUUUUAAUGCUUCUCUGGGAUAAACAUGAAAGAUGCCAAAAAGAAAAAAAAAAAGAAAGAAAAAAGGGUAGUGAUGGGUAAGACAAGAUUCUAGGAGAGAGAGAGAGAGAUUGGAAAGAAAUGACUGAGAUUUUAGGUGAAUAUUUAAUAUAUAACAAAAUAAUUGCAUUAAAGUUUUUCAAGGUAUUUUAAAAAGAUAACUAUUUUGAUACUAGAAAAAAAGUUCUUUUUUAAUUUAAGUAUGAAAUCUAUGUACAAUUUUAAU
This is a messenger RNA of Nycticebus coucang (slow loris), 5137 nucleotides long. RefSeq names its product ubiquitin specific peptidase 43 (gene USP43). The transcript is spliced from 15 exons. Gene Ontology annotation, molecular function: cysteine-type deubiquitinase activity. Bases 924 to 4328 code for a protein of 1134 amino acids. NCBI's taxonomy places the organism in Eukaryota, Metazoa, Chordata, Mammalia, Primates, Lorisidae. Gene Ontology annotation, biological process: protein deubiquitination. The record is from RefSeq and is a predicted model, not a curated record.